Prunus armeniaca (apricot) is the source of this 204-nucleotide messenger RNA. NCBI's taxonomy places the organism in Eukaryota, Viridiplantae, Streptophyta, Magnoliopsida, Rosales, Rosaceae. The record is from the annotation of a GenBank genome assembly.
AUGGUAUUGCCGUUCGGCAAGUUAGGUGAUGCUGAUUGUAGGGGUGCCAAAGGGCACUGCCGAAGGUCACUGCCGAAGGGCACUAAAAAGGGGAGAGUGACAGAAGCUCUUUGUGUCGAUUCCCACAGACGGAGCCAAACUGUUGACGCUCAAAAAUGGUUCGGCACUUUUGAGGCCAACUUAGUGAUGAGGUGUGAUGGAUGA